GAGGCGAGGAACCCUCUCUAAAGUACGCGUGCGCGGAAAAGUGGAUUUCCCCCAAAAAGUCGACAGUACGCAUGCGUCGGCAUUGGAGCAGCUGUCCGCGUGGGCGUGGCUGUGAGUCUAGGAAGCCCCGAUGGGCGAGUAACUUUUCUCCGGAUGAGUCUCCGCGGUUCAGCAGCCAGGACGGGCAUCGUCGCUCCUUGGGAAAGGGGGCUUGCAGAAACCUUGGAUCUUUUUGCUGUCUCCACAUAAAUGGUGAGAUUGUGGCCCACCUACAGCAUGCGGGAAAGCGCAGCGAGGAAAGACCACUGUGUUACGUCUGAUACAUGAGGGUUUUUUAGUACUUUGUUUGAAAGCAGCCUUGGGCUCCAUCACAUUUACCUGGAAGUAUGUCCCAGUGAACCCAGUUGAGCUUACUUCUGAGUAAAGAAGACACACGGUCAUUCUAUACACAUUCAUGCCAAGGGGCUGCCUCUCUCUGACGAUGAACAGCCAAAAGAAGGCAGUGCAUGUUGAACCAAGUGCAAACUUUCACCAGUUUAGCCCCGACAUCCUUGCCGAGACCGAGAAGCUGUUUCAGAAGCAAUUUUUGUACACCAAACCUCCCAACGACGAAUGGCAGUUGCCAGAUUCCAGCCAGGUUUUUAUCUGUGAUCACAAGGAGUUCGGUUCCCUUGUUGCCCUGAAAAAUUCCCUGAAUGAAGUCAAGAACAAGCUGAGCGAUAAGAGAUUGGACGAGUGGCAUCAACACACAUCUUUCACCAACAAAGCGGGGAAAAUAAUUGCUUAUCUGAAGAAGUCUGUGAAUGCUGAGUUGUGUACCCAGGCGUGGUGCAAAUUCCACGAGAUCUUGUGCCGUUUUCCUCUGCUCCCGUGCGAGGCCCUCCAAAAUGGAGAGCUCAACUCCGUACAUCUUUGUGAAGCUCCCGGUGCUUUUAUAGCCAGCCUAAACCAUUACUUGAAGUCCCACCAUGUCCCUUGUGAUUGGAAUUGGGUAGCCAAUACCUUAAACCCGUACCAUGAAGCCAAUGACACCUUUAUGAUGAUUAUGGAUGACCGACUUAUUGCAAACACUUUGCCCUGGUGGUAUUUUGGCCCUGAUGAUACAGGGGACGUCAUGACCCUGAAGUACCUCAGAGGAUUGCAACAUUUCAUAAGCAACAUGGCCACGGUUCACCUGGUCACCUCUGAUGGGAGCUUUGAUUGCCAAGGAAAUCCAGGGGAACAAGAGGCGCUCGUUUCCUCCUUGCAUUAUUGUGAAACGGUCACGGCCUUAAUGACCCUCAGCCUUGGGGGAUCGUUCGUUCUGAAGAUGUUCACUUUAUUUGAGCAUUCUUCUGUGAACUUGCUGUUUCUGCUGAACUGUUCUUUUGAGGAGGUGCAUGUUUUUAAACCAGCCACAAGCAAAGCUGGAAAUUCUGAGGUUUAUGUGGUUUGCCUUCACUAUUUGGGCAAAGAAGCCAUCCAUCCGCUUUUAUCCAAGAUGAUGCAGAACUUUGGGAACGCGAUGGUAGAGAGAGCCCUUUUCCCUCAGCAUUUAAUUCCAGAAUCAUUCCUUAAAGUCCACGAACAAUGCUGCUCGUUCUUUCACAGGCACCAGACCGAGACGAUUUUGGAGAACCUCAGACUUUUUGAAAGCCUGAGUGAGGGGGAGCGUGCAAAGCUAGAUGGUUUACGGGAUUGUGCUGUAGAGUUCUUUUUACACAGAUACCAGAUGAAGCCCAUUGUCAGAAACAAUUGGUUGGUGAAGAGGUCCCGGGUGGGCUACAGCAUGAACUCCAAAUGGUGUGGGCUGAGGAACAAAUAUUUUUGCACCUACAACGAAAGGAAAUUGCUGGAAUCGCUGUCAUGGGAAGAUAAGUUGGCAAAGGGCUGCCUUAACGUGUGGGCUGAACAACACACUCUUGGUAACGUGGGGAAAGGCUGUGUUUUAGAAGGGGUGUCUUAUAACCCAGACUGUCACCUGUGGUAUAUCUUGGAGGGGCAGAGGUUGCCCAAAGUGACAUGUUCUCCCUUCUGUGAGGGAGAUGCCUUAAAGAGCCUCAAUGAGGCCCUUGAGAAAUCUUUUGUAGGCCUGGCAGGGGCCAGUGCCUUCAUGAGACUCACAGAGCAGGAAUGUCCCUCUUGCUCGGUUCUGACAGAAUCACUUGUAUGGUCUGAACUGGUGGACCUUAUGGAGCAUCCUGAAGACGUUUCCAAUAAAGACAGCCCUAACCAACCCAAAUGUUUUGUCUUUGGCUUCCCAUCUUUUUGUGGUGCCGAAAGUCAAACUGGCUUGGAAGUGAAACUUCUCGAAGCAGCACCUCUCUCAGCUUUCAGCUGUUCUGUCCUUCAUGAUGGAGAACCAAAAUAUCAACAGAAGGUUCUGGAGCUGCUCCUGCAGGUGAUCCCUCAGCUUCAGGAAGGAGACGCUUUGGUUCUGCCCGUUCUUUCCUGUUUUACACGCUUCAUGGCUGGCAUCGUCUUCAUACUGCACAGCUGCUUCCAGCGGGUCUUGUUUGCUUGUCCCACAUCGUCUCGGCCUUUAGGGAACAGCGCUGUAUUGCUGUGUGUUGGCUAUCGAGUUCUUCCAGACCCCGUUGUCCAGUACCUGCAGAAGCUGAAUGAGCGCAUGAGGACUCUGCUUGAUUUGGGCUCCCCACAGCAGGUCCUGCAGUUUGUGCCUAUGGAAAAUCUUCUGACGGGGUUGCUCCUAGAAUUUCUGUGGGACUUAAAUGCGGCCAUUGCAAAGCGACAAUUGCAUUUGAUUAUUCAAAUUGAGCAGCAGCAGAUGGUGUGAUGUUCAGUUCAACACAGUCACCACCAGCCCUUUGGUUUGGCUAACCAGAUUUUCUUUCCCCCCUUUUUUAAACCAUUGUGACCAUAUCUUUAGAAAAAGAUGGAGCAACAAAAGGCCUCUUUUCCUCUCUUUUGAACUUAACACUACUCUGCUUGUUUUAGUUUCUGUGUAUCACGUA
Messenger RNA from Pogona vitticeps (central bearded dragon), 2954 nucleotides. RefSeq names its product cap methyltransferase 2 (gene CMTR2). Gene Ontology annotation, cellular component: nucleus; cytoplasm. Gene Ontology annotation, molecular function: methyltransferase cap1 activity. Gene Ontology annotation, biological process: methylation; 7-methylguanosine mRNA capping. The record is from RefSeq and is a predicted model, not a curated record. NCBI's taxonomy places the organism in Eukaryota, Metazoa, Chordata, Lepidosauria, Squamata, Agamidae.